Molecule: messenger RNA, 988 nt
Organism: Cantharellus anzutake
Lineage: Eukaryota; Fungi; Basidiomycota; Agaricomycetes; Cantharellales; Hydnaceae
Product: Snf7-domain-containing protein
Exons: 5
Coding region: 213-929 (238 amino acids)
Biological process (GO): endosome transport via multivesicular body sorting pathway; late endosome to vacuole transport; protein transport
Cellular component (GO): multivesicular body; ESCRT III complex
Source: RefSeq, a predicted model, not a curated record
GUACUUGACAACAGCAGCAAAUGCAGCAAAGGAAAGGAAGGGGAUCGAAAGCAAUAAGAACGGAUUUGGAUAUCUGCGGUUCGGAUGCGCAGGUGGAUUCAUGCGAGUUAAAAGAGCGAAAUUGUUUGCCUCCGCGGCCGUGCUAGGCGUGGGAGUUGAUCACCACCAACACCUGUUCAUCUUUCUCUUUUUGCCAGAGCCGGAUUACCAAAAUGAACAUCCUGGAAACGUUAUUUGGGCGCAGCAUGACUCCGGCUGAGCGACUACGGCAGCAUCAACGAGCGCUGGCCAAGGCACAACGAGAACUCGAUCGAGAGCGCACAAAGCUCGAACAGCAAGAGAAGAAAUUGGUUGGUGACAUUAAACGCAGCGCCAAAGUUGGACAAAUGAAUGCCGCCAAAGUCCAAGCUAAGGACUUGGUGAGAACGAGGAAAUACGUGCAAAAGUUCUACCAAAUGCGCACUCAGCUACAGGCAGUCUCUUUGCGAAUCCAGACACUGCGAAGCAAUCAACAAAUGGCAGAUGCUAUGAGAGGCGCUACAAGGGCGAUGGCAUCGAUGAAUCGUGGCUUGAAUCUACCUCAGAUUCAACGAAUCAUGACUGAAUUCGAGAAGGAAAGCGCCACCAUGGACAUGAAGGAGGAAAUGAUGUCUGACGCUGUCGACGAUGUGAUGGACGAUGAAGUUGAAGAUGAAGAGGAAGAAGGGGAAAAGAUCCUUAAAGAAGUGUUGGAUGAGAUUGGUAUAAAUCUACAGCAGCAGCUAAAUGAUACACCGACGGCGAUCGCCACUAAUGCCCCAUUAACUUCUGGACGACAAAUGGUUGCUUUAGGUGCAUCAGACGAACCGUCUGCGCCAUCCACUCGGAGUGGGGGAGAUGAUGACUUGGAUGAGUUGCAGGCGAGAUUAGAUAACUUAAGAAAGUCAUAAUUUACCGCAGUACUAGUUGAUUGUAAUUCCACAUAAUAUACAUAGUCGUAGCGCUGAGA